AUGGCCACGCUGCUGUACACGAUUAUCGGCAUGACGGCGAGUGCGUCGUUGAAUUGCGCGGUGCGACGGGAGAUUUCACCCUGCACCUGCUCGCCGAGCUUCUUCGGAAACAACAUCGACGUGAAGUGUGAACAAAUGGAGUCCUUCGGGCAGGUCGUCAACGCGCUGCAGGAUCGCUUCACCGAGGAUCACAACAUCUGGCUGACGAUCUCGCACUCGCAACUGCUCGAUCUCGCCUCGCUGUCCUUCUGGGAGAUGAACAUGAACAUUAAAACGCUCCGGAUAAACUUCGACAAUCUGAGUCAGCUACCGGUUUCUUCGUUCCGCAAUCUACCCCGACUCGAUCUGUUCAGUGCGGCGGACAACCUGCUCGAGGAAAUCCCACCCGACAUGUUCGAGCAGAUGCCGAAUCUCGGGACGCUGGAUUUAUCACGCAGUCGAAUUCGCUACAUCUCGAGUGAUACGUUCCGGCAUCUCCAGAACCUGCGGCAUCUUGUGAUGGGCAGCAAUCAAUUGCAACGCAUAGACACGGAUGCGCUCCCAAAAACGAUCCAUUCGCUGCAGCUCAGUAUGAAUCAACUGCAAUCGCUGAACGGAAGUAUCCGGCACCUGGACGAACUUAAGCUGCUGUUGAUCAGCGAAAAUAAUCUGACUACGUUGGCAGGCGAGUUACCGCUCGGUUCACCGAAUCUCCUCAUGAUCACCGCCCAAGACAACAAGCUGGAGCAUCUUCCGGCAGAACUCCGUUUUCUGAAGAACCUCGACAACCUCUGCGUCACUGGCAACCGGUUGCGAUCUCUGGAUGGUCUGCUGGCUCGUGCAACCCACCUCACGAAACUGCUUGCACAAAACAACCAAAUCACCGAACUGCGUUGGGACGAGUUCCUUGAAGCAGAACGUUUGGAAGAGCUCAACCUGGCCGGAAACUGGCUCGAGCAUCUGAACGGUUCGCUGCUCAACUGCAAGGGGUUGAUCAAUGCGAACUUCAGCGAGAAUCGGCUGCGUGAAUUUUCGCUACAAGAAGUUGCUGGACUUCGAAAGUUGCGCUUGAUCGAUCUGUCGCACAAUCGCAUCGAGAUGCUGACCGGUCGAAUGGAGAAUAUGAUCGAUUCGGGACUGAUCAUUUUUGAACUGCGAUUGAACAACAAUCGGCUCCGAUCGCUGGAUGGCGCUCUGAUGGGGUUGAAUAAUCUGCGCAUCCUAAACGUCGCUCACAACCAACUGCAGACGAUCACACCGAACGAUCUGAUCGGUAUGGAGGAGCUUGAGAAGCUCGAUCUGUCCUUUAAUCAGCUCAAAACGCUGGAGGAGCUGUCCAAGACGUUCCUGCCUUCGCUAGAGACACUCAACGCCUCCUACAACCAGCUGACGACAAUGCACAAGGAUUUCCACGGCCUGCCAGUCCUAUGCGUGGCCGAUCUGUCGAAAAACAUGAUCCGCGAGCUGUCUGUCGAUCUCGUAUCGAACACACGCUGCAGCAACCAUGGCGUUCCGAAUCGGUUGGAAAUUUACCUAGACGAAAACCCGGUUCUUUGCAACGAAUCGCUACCGGAGCUGAUCAACCAGAUGGAUUUCUACCACACGCGGUUGAAUGGCGUUGCGCACUGUAUCGUCCCUCAGCAGAUCCCAGUGGAGACGCCGAUUUUCAUCCAACCCCCGAUCGCCAUGUUGCAGCCUCUCCUGAAACCCCAAGCACCACUCGUACCCUCGAACGUCAUGAUCCAGAAACCCUCGAUCGUGCAAAUUCUUGUACCCACGCUCGUCGUGCCAGUUCCAGCGGUAGCACCUCCUGCAUCCUUGCCGCUACCAACAGGUGCCAUUUCAACCCCAACCAUCACUGGACCGAUCGCACCAAUCCUUCCUGCUGGUAUCCCGAUAACCCUACCCACUGUCGCACCCAUUCCCCUGCUGUUCGAAGCCUCAACUUCGGCUCCUCCACCAUCAUCGCCACCGGUUGCUUCCAAUCCGACAGGAUUCUCAGGAGCUACUGCAUCCUCGACAACCAACGGACCCGCGCUUCCGAACAGUAUCCCCCAGACGCUACUACCGGAUGUGACCGUAAACGAGGCGGACGAUGAACCGGGUGUGAGUGUGCUCACAAUCCCGCAGCAGCAACCGUACGAUGAGCUGAAGUAUGAAACCGCCCCGGAACCGGAUCCAUUCGAUCGUUCCGGAAGUGCAGCUUCCGGGCAAGGGAAUCAUGAUGACAACAACGAUAUCGCCCGAUCGGCGUCAGAUCUUGGAACCGGGGGUGAUAGUGGGCCUGCAAAUCCGGCCACAAGUACAACCUCCACCACCACGAUGCAGACGAUUCUUGAGUUUAAGAAUCUCAUCCACGACGGCAGUUAUGGGGCGUCUUCGGCGUCCAUUUCGUCGUCCGGGGCCACCGCUAUUCUGGUGCUGCCACCGGAAGUGCUGCCACUCGAUAAAGCGCAAGGUUUGGCGACGGAACCGGAAGAAGACCCACCGGAAACGCAACAGGAUCAAAGUGUGGACCUGGACGAGGACCUGCAGUGAGCUGGUGCCAUUCGGCUAAGGACACACUGGAGGAAAAUCUCGUCCUUGGGAAGUGGGUCCGUCUAAGAAAACAAAUGCGCCCAAGAACCGGUACCGGAUCUUGUUCCGCCAACGCGAGUACUCGAACGACGAUCUAGUAAGAUGCUAGGGACGCGAGAAUGUAUGUAUGUAUGUGCAAUUGCUAUGUAUGUGUGGAUGAGUGUGUGUGUCGGAUAGAGUCAGAGAGCAUGAAAAAGGGAGUGCUUGCUUGCUUCGAGGGUAUUAAGGCUUACAAAAGCAAGGAUUGUUUAGUAUAGACCGAUCAUGACUGAAAGGUUCCUCCUGGGAGAAAGGAUUGUACCAACCAAGCAUCUAGGCGAGCUUGUUGGGUAUAUGAACUUGCAUCACGAAUGGCAAACGA
Messenger RNA from Anopheles nili, 2917 nucleotides. It is a transcript of the gene ltl, whose product is annotated as insulin-like growth factor-binding protein complex acid labile subunit. The record is from RefSeq and is a predicted model, not a curated record. The transcript has 4 exons. The coding region runs from base 1 to 2517 and encodes 838 amino acids. Gene Ontology annotation, cellular component: extracellular matrix. Gene Ontology annotation, molecular function: protein binding. Lineage: Eukaryota; Metazoa; Arthropoda; Insecta; Diptera; Culicidae.